AGAUGAUGAGCUGCGCAAACCCUUACUGUCUGACAUGUUCGAAGAGAUUCUCCAAGAGAACAAUCCAAAUACCAGUCAGAAGACAAGCUCAACAGCUCAACAACUGGAUGCUUUUCUAUCAGAAGUCCCCAUCCCCAGGAGCAAUAACCCUCUCGGAUAUUGGAGGGCCAAUCAAGGCCGCUUUCCCCACCUGGCACAGACGGCACGCAGAUACUUGUCUGCUCCAUGCACAAGCACUGAUAGCGAGAGACUGUUUAGCGCUGCUUCUCCCGUCAUCGAUGAGAAGAGGAACAGACUUUCAUGUGACAAAGCAGAGAAGCUCCUUUUCAUCAAGAAGAACCUGCCACUUUUCCUGAAGUAGACUUAAUUUAGUUUAUUAAAGUUGCCUGUUAUUUAAAUACACUGUCAGAAAUAGGGCACUGCCCCAUUUGUGUUCAGC
This is a messenger RNA of Perca fluviatilis (European perch), 439 nucleotides long. RefSeq names its product zinc finger BED domain-containing protein 4-like. The record is from RefSeq and is a predicted model, not a curated record. Gene Ontology annotation, molecular function: protein dimerization activity. The transcript is spliced from 2 exons. NCBI's taxonomy places the organism in Eukaryota, Metazoa, Chordata, Actinopteri, Perciformes, Percidae. Bases 35 to 361 code for a protein of 108 amino acids.